GGUGCCGGCUGGCCAAUGGGGAGCGCGGGGAGGCGGGCACGAGCUGUGAAGGCUCCUGGGGACAGCACGAGAGGGAGAAAGGAGGCGGCGGCGGCGCCGGUGGGAGCAGGCCGAUUCAGGGGGCCGGUCACUGCGAGUAUUACGGGCGGCGGGAGCGGCGAUGCCCCGGGCCGGAGCAUGGGGUCCCCGCGCGUGACGGCGCGGGAGCUCUGCGAGAACGACGACCUGGCCACGAGCCUGGUGCUCGACUCGGUGCUCGGCUUCCGCACGCACAAGAUGGGCGUCAGCCCUUUGCCCCCCCUGCGGCGGCAGCAGCAGCUGCGCGCGGCCGUCGAGCGCUUCCGGCGGCGGCGGGACCUGGAGGCCGCGUUCCGCGCGCUCACGGGCGGCGGCGGCACCGGCGCCUUCUUCCAGCGGCGGCGCCCGCUGCAGCAGGCGGCGCUCAAGAGCCACAUCCUGCGGUACCUGCGGAUCUUCCUGCCCGAGAGCGGCUUCGCCAUCCUGCCCUGCAGCCGCUACUCGCUGGAGACCAACGGGGCGCGCGUCGUCUCCACCCGCGCCUGGCGGCGGAACGAGAAGGUGGCGCUGCUGGAGGGCUGCGUGGCCGAGCUGGGCCCCGACGAGCGGCUGCUGCGCUGGGGCCAGAACGACUUCAGCGUCACCUACUCGACCCGGCGCCGCCGCGCCCAGCUCUGGCUGGGGCCCGCCGCCUUCGUCAACCACGACUGCCGGCCCAACUGCAAGUUCGUGCCCACGGAGGGGAACAGGGCCUGCGUGAAGGUGCUGCGCGACAUCGAGCCGCAGGACGAGAUCACCUGCUUCUACGGCGAGAGCUUCUUCGGGGACAACAACGAGCGCUGCGAGUGCUGCACCUGCGAGAGGAAGGGCGAAGGCGCGUUCCGGCUGCGCAGGAAGGACCCGGCGCCGCCGCCGCCCCCCAAGUACCAGCUGCGGGAGACGGACGGGCGGCUGCGGCGGGCGCAGGGCCGGGGGGCCGGACGCCCCCCCCCGCGCGCCGCCGCCGCCCCCCCCGGCGCCCCCCCGGCGCCGCCGCCGCCCCCCCCGCGCCGCCGCAGCCCCGCGUGGCCCUGCACGACUGCGUGCGCUGCCGGGGCUCCUGCCGCCUGGGCCGCGAGCCCCGCGUGCGCCUGGCCCGCCUGCCCCCCGCCGCCCCCCCCCGACCCCAAGCUCGCCCUCUUCCCCCGCGUGCGCCUGGGCCCCCGGGGGGGCGACGCCGGGGGGGCCGCGCCGCCCCCCCCCCCGCCAAGCGCCCCCCCGCCUUCGGGGCCGCCCGCCGCCUGCGCCUGGUCGUCAGCCACGGCGCCAUCGCCCUCGACGUGGCCCCCGACGACUCCGCCUGAGGGGGGGCCGGCGACCCCCCCGGGGGCGUUUUUCUACGUUUCGGGGGGGUUUUGUACGGGGGGGGCGGCACAUACCUACCUCACGGCCCCCCCCCGCCACACGGGACUCCUGGGCCCCCCCAGAGGGAGGGCCGGGACCCCCUUCCUCGGGGGGGGCAAUUCCUGCCCCUCCCUCCCCCCGGUGGGGCAGAGCUGGGGGGGGUUGGUGCUACGGGGGGGGGGCUGGGGGGCGGGUUUUGGAGCAAAAUCACUUUUUUUUACCGAAAUAAAAAGAAAAACCAGCAAGGAGCCGUCUGUGCUUUGGCGUCGGGGGGGGGGGGGACGGGGGUGCUGCCCCCCCGCGGAGCCGGACGCCUGGGCCCACCCACCUCUGCGGGGCGUUUUGGGGCGAAAAGCAGCCAAAAGCGGAGCGCCGCCGACCGCAGCCAUGUCCGAGGCCGAAGAGGAGUACGAGGAGGAGCAGCCCGAAGAGGAGGAGCAGCCCGAGGAGGAGCAGCCUGAGGAAGAGGAGGAGGAAGGUCAGUGA
Messenger RNA from Dromaius novaehollandiae (emu), 1887 nucleotides. RefSeq names its product histone-lysine N-methyltransferase KMT5C-like. NCBI's taxonomy places the organism in Eukaryota, Metazoa, Chordata, Aves, Casuariiformes, Dromaiidae. Gene Ontology annotation, molecular function: histone H4K20 methyltransferase activity; protein binding. The record is from RefSeq and is a predicted model, not a curated record. Gene Ontology annotation, cellular component: nucleus.